Messenger RNA from Ostrea edulis (European flat oyster), 575 nucleotides. RefSeq lists its product as uncharacterized. The transcript has 3 exons. Bases 3 to 428 code for a protein of 141 amino acids. Gene Ontology annotation, molecular function: protein binding. NCBI's taxonomy places the organism in Eukaryota, Metazoa, Mollusca, Bivalvia, Ostreida, Ostreidae. The record is from RefSeq and is a predicted model, not a curated record.
UGAUGAAAAUAUUUUUUUUUUACAAGAACAAAGGAAAAAGUAUGUGUAUUGAUGCUUCAUCAACUCAAGAUCAUAUAUGCCAGUAUGUCAAUGAUGGGAACAAGAUGGCUAAUGCUGUCAUGAAACUUUUGACUUUUGAGAGGCCUUGUCUAUGCUUGUUUGAUGUCAGAGAUAUUCAAGAGAAAGAAGAAAUACUGUAUAACUAUGGAGAUACUCAGAAUCUCUGGUGGAGAAAUAAGUGGAACAUACAUGUAAUGGAAACACAGAAAAUGAUGAAAAUGGACAGGGUGACUAUGAGGGAAGCAGUAGCUGCAGCAACCAAAGGAACAAGUCAGGUAAAGCUGUUAAUCAAUUAUGUCUCCCCCAGCAAAAGGAGUACAACAAUAUACCAUGGUGUUAUAAAUUGUGAUACAGAAGUUUCGGUUUGAUUCAUGAUACAUGUAUGUUAAUCCACCCAAAUGAUAUGGCUCCAUUUCAUUUUUAACUCACUAUAGCUGAAAGCUCAUGUGAGGUUUUUUGAUUAGUUUGUCUGUCAUCCGUCAGUCUGUAAACUUUCCACAUUUUCAAUUUCUUCU